GGGCCGAGCUGUCGUGAGGGGUGCUAGCUGGAGGGUUCUGUGUCCGCGCUGUCCGCUCCGACUGGUGUCAUUGGGCUCCAAGGAGCGUUGGCGGCGGCACCGAGGGCGGCGCUGUGUCCGGCACGGCCAUGGCGGGUGCGCUGGUGCGAAAGGCGGCGGACUAUGUCCGGAGCAAGGACUUCCGCGACUACCUCAUGAGGCUUUCGCACAUUUUCUCCCCUGACAGAGUUGUGGACGCCACGCCUGGCCUGCUCUGGCCGAGGUGGCACACCCGCCACCAGCCUCGCGGUGACGGGCUCGGGGCGCCUCCAGUGGCCCCGGCUCCCCGGUCGGCUCGGGACACUGCCCUCUGCAGGACCAGUGCCCUGGCUGAUGCGUGUCCAACGGCACAGACCGAACCUGCCCUUCCAACAGGGAAGUGAGAACUAGAUGGAGAAGCUGUGUUACUAGCUUUUUUUCUAGGGGUAGAUAUUUCAGUGAGUGGUGUUGAAAUUCUUUGCACUUUUGUAUUCUAAGGAAUACAUCUUCAGUGUAUCUCGGUGCUUCUAAUCCCAACUGUAUACAAAGCCCUGGAGCUCUCCUUCGUGUAACCCGACACUCGUCACACGAAAACAGUUAACGCUGUCGCAUGACCAGAAGGGGCCCCCAGCUUCUCAGCUCUUGGGUUUCAUGCCCCGGCCUCUUCGCUCUCAGCCCCAGCUGUGAGCAGGGACACUGUGUCCCCGAGCCCCCAGCGUGCAGCCCAGUGUGUGUGCGAGAUGUGUCGUCUCGAGACCACCGUGCAGAGCAGAGCAGAGCAGUGGGAAUCGAGUAAACAGUAAACCACGGGACUAGACUGGCGUCGGCCACAGAGGAGGGGAGGCAGAGGGCCUGGGAUCACAGCUGAAGGCGAAGUGACGCAGAGAGAAGGACAGGCAGGGAAAGACGGCGACGAGGAGGGACAGGCCCCCAUCGCAGAGGCCUGGGGGUGGCGGGGGGAGACGGCCCAGCCCUCGUCUGGGUUCAAGACGUGUUUCAGCUUCAGCAGGGAGCGUCCUAGACAGAAUCUGCCCUGAAAGCAGGACCCAUGAGCCUCCAAGAGUCUGUAGAGCACAACUGUGCCUGAGUUUCAGGGUUCAUGACUCGGAUGUAAGUCGGGGAGCCAUUCAGGCAGGCAUGGGCCUCAGGCUUACAUGAAGCGUGUUAUAUAAAUGUUUCAAACACUGUUAGAGCGUGACAAAGGUGAUUCGCAGGCGUCUGUCCUGCCUUUCCCUUGUUUCUCAUUCUUAGGACGUUUUCGGAUGUAGUAAUCCUCAGUCAGUGUUAGAAGUGCAGUCUGGAAGUGUAUUCUGCAGCCUGAAUUUAUCUCACACGCUCUGAUAGACAUGAGACACUGCUUAAUAUCCCGAUAAUGGAAAGGGUGUUUAGCAAAGAAAUGUGGUUUCCUUCUCUUUUAGAGUAGUAUUUGCAAACGGUACAUAAAUAAUGUUUAUUUAAUGGGAAGAGUCCCUGGACUUACUCCAACCUCAGAAAGUGAGUUGCAUUGGCGUCUGCUCUUAAACAGGCACAGCUUCACUUGGCUGUCCUGGGGUGGCCGCCGCUGUAGAUGACAGCCAUUGGUCCGCCUUUUAAAUCUACGUUGUUGCUGUCACCUCACAAGUACUUUUCAGUCUUAGUCUCUUCUUAUCCAGGGCUCAGGGUGGAGAUUUUUAGGUUCUCGGAUCCUCAUACGGCUCCGUGAGCUGAAGGGCAGUUUCUUCCCUCAACAAGUUACUUCCUUCAGGAAACAUGCCCAACCGAGGGUCUGCAUUUUGAGAGAUGUUGACAAAUAUCUUCAUGAAAACUUGGCGGGAGAGAGAAGUUUUGAUAGGUUGAAACACUGCCUUGUAGAGCGUGGUGCUAGCAAGGUUGACACUGUGGCCAGAGUGAGUUGUGUAAGAAGCUGGCCUCCCUUGAAAACUCUCUAGUGGGCCAGUCCGAGGUUCCCUCGGUGUGGUCGGGGCGUCGGCGGCACCUCGUAGGCAGAUACGGGCACAGCCAGCAGCCCGGGCAGUCGCCCGUUUCACGUCCCCGUUGCCGCUGAGAGAAGCGCGGCUGCUCUCGGCUGCGACUGACGCGUCCUGCCUUUCUCUCCUCGAUUCUUGUAGCACUUCUGGGGCCCGGUUGCCAACUGGGGUCUUCCCAUCGCCGCCAUCAACGACAUGAAGAAGUCCCCCGAGAUCAUCAGCGGGCGGAUGACGUUCGCCCUCUGCUGUUACUCCCUGACCUUCAUGAGAUUUGCCUACAAGGUCCAGCCUCGGAACUGGCUCCUGUUCGCCUGCCACGCCACAAACGAAGUGGCCCAGCUCAUCCAGGGCGGCCGGCUCAUCCGGCACGAGAUGAGUAAAAAGGCAUCCGCAUGACAGUGGAAAACGAAGAUCCGGCGUUUGAAGGAUGGCAGUGCCAGCUGCUGACACUCGGGUUCCGUCGUCAUGAGUAGUCUUGCUAAGAACAAUAUGCUGCAUGCUCUUUUUACUAACCAGACUAUUUUUCUAGAAACAGCAGAGCCUCUAAACCAACUCUGCGGCCUUAAAAGUGCUAGAUAAUUCACUUCUCUUCAGCAAGAGUCGCCCAGAUGUGCAAUCUGUGUAAUAAUUCCCAGUGAUGGUUUUAUCUGCAGUAAUGUACUAAUGAGAACCCGAAGAGAACGAAAUCUGUAGCCGUUGGCAUUUACGUACUCAGAAAUCAUGGCCUCUCCUCUGAUGACCCCGAGACAGCCGACAGCUGGCCUUGCCUAAGUCACAUUGCCAAUGUUUGAAAGAUGUUUGUACUUCCGCGCAGUGUACAGUGAGAUGCUGUAAAUUAAUGGCAAUAAAUGAUUUAAAGAUUUGUCAAAUGA
Messenger RNA from Sus scrofa (pig), 2857 nucleotides. NCBI's taxonomy places the organism in Eukaryota, Metazoa, Chordata, Mammalia, Artiodactyla, Suidae. The record is from RefSeq and is a predicted model, not a curated record.